AUGAUAUAUUUAGCGAAUUUAAAAAACAAUGAUUUUUAUUAUAAAUAUUAUGGAAUACAAUCAUUGUUAGAUAUUGACAACAAUAAAAAAAAAAUUUUAAAUAAUUCAUAUAUAUCUAAUAAUUUUACGUACAAAAAAAAAUAUAAAAAAGAGUAUGUUGAUGCAUACUUAACUUCUUUAGAAGAAGACAAUAAUUUUUUUUAUAAUAAAAAAAAUAAUAAUAGAAACAAUUUCAAAAAGAAAACUAAACAAAGAAAAAAGAAUUAUAACCAUUUAAUAAACAAUAAUGAAUUUAAAUAUUUUAAUGGGAGUAAUUGCAUUAACGACAUCUACAGAAAAAAUAUUUUAAAUAAAUAUGGUUACAGAAGUAAUGAAAAAAGGAAAAUAAGAAAUAAACGGAGAAAACAAAAAAAUAAUUCCAUUAAAUUAAGUAAAAAAAUUUAUAAGAAAAAAAUAAUCACAAAUGAAAGAAAAACAAAAUUUUUUUAUUAUUUGAAUUUUUUGGAAAAAAAUAACCGCAAAAAUAAAUUUGAGAUAAAUAAAAAUACACAUUACCUAAAUAGAAUAUCAUCUAAAACAAUAGAAACAGUAAUUUCCUCUCAAGAUAGUACAAUAAAUUUUAAAACAUUUUAUGAUGAUAAUUUUAAAUUUUAUGAAAAUAAAUUUGAGAAUACAAAUGAAAACAUGAAUUCAUAUUUUGUUAAUAAAAAAAAAAAAAAAAAAAAUUACGAGAAAUUAAAAGAGAGGAGUGGGCUUAAUUUAUACAGAAAAAGUGAAAGGAAACAUUUAACAUACAAAAUAUAUAAGAGAUAUUCUUUAAUUUCCACAAUGGUUCAUGAAAUGAUAUUUAAAAAAAAAAGGAAUAUGAACAUUAUAGAAAAAAAUAAAAUUGUAAAAAAAAAAUUCUUUAAAUUUAAAAGAAAAAAGUGGAAAAUAAGGAUAGAAAUUAAAAGAAAUACAAAAUUUAUCCAUAAAAAAGGAAAUCAUUUAACAAAACAAUUAGUUAUUAAUUUUAAAAUAAAUGAAAUGUUAAUAAAAAAUAUAUUAAAAUAUAUCAUUGCAUAUUAUUUAACCUUAAAAUUUUAUCUAAAUCAAAUUAUUAGUCUAUCAACUAUAAAAUUAUACUUUAAAUUUUUAAGAAAUUAUAUACUUUGUUAUUUUCUUAAUAAUUAUUAUAAGAUUGAAUUGCAAAGUAUUAAUUACUUCAAAAAUUCAAAAAAUAUAAGAAGUACAACAAAAUUAAUAGGAUUUUUAUAUCAAAUUUACGAAUUUUGUGAUAACUUUAAAUUUAUUGAAGCUUUUUCUAAAAUCUUAAUAAAUGUUCAUAUUUUUAAGGUAAAAUAUGGAAAAUUAUUUUUACAUUUUAUUUAUAAUUAUAUAGAUAAUUUCUAUAUAAUGCAAAUUAUAAGAAUAAUUUGUAUAAAUUUUUAUAUAAAAAAUUUUAUUAAAGAUUUAGCAAAUAUAUUUUCCUUUAAUUGUUAUAAAAUUUGUUUUAUAAUAUUUGCUUUUUUUAAAAUAAUUAAAGAUAGUUUAAUAUAUUAUUUUUAUAUUUUUUAUAUGCAGUUAUCUUUAUAUUUAAAAAAUUCCUCUGAAAAUAAUCUAAGUGAAGUUUGUCAAUUUUUUAGAAAUAAAAAAAGUGCUAAUUCAUAUAUUCAGAAUGUAAAAAAAAGGAUGAAAAAUAAUACAUUAAUGUUAUUAAAAAAAAAAAAAAAUUCAGAUAUACAAGGAUGCAUCAAAAAUUUUAAAUAUCUCCUUAAGCAAUAUCAGAAAAUUAUUCUUUAUUUUACAAAUAUACUCUUAUAUAUUUUUAAUGAAAAUGGAUUGUUAUGUAUUCUGAUAAAUUUUAACAGGAUUAAAAAACAAGAACAAAAUAUAUUUUUAUAUUUUUUUAAUGAAUAUUAUUUUGUGUUGAAGGAAUAUUUUAAAAAUACAUUUAUAAAAACUUUGUCUAAUAUAAUAUAUAUAGAUAUUAAUUUACAAAGGACUUUAAAAUUCCUAAAAAAUUCAAGAGAUUGUAUUAAAAUAUUAAAACAUAAUGAAAUCUUAAAAAUGUUAAAAGAUUGUUUUAAUUUUGAAUUUUUUAUACAAUUAAAUUGUUUCCUAAAUGUAAAAUACUUCAUUAAAUUAGAAUGUUACAUAAUAUUAGGAUAUAAUUUUUUUAUGAGAUAUUAUAGAAAGAAAAAAUCUGAUAUGAAAGUAAAAAGUUUAACUCAAAUAAAAAAGGAUAUAAAAAAUUAUAAAAUAGCAUUUGUUAUACAAAAUAAGAUAGAUGGAAAAAAAUAUAUUUGUAACAUAUUCUUAUAUUUUUAUAAAAUAUUUAAUUUAAUUUUUAAGUGUAUAAUUAUAUCUUCUUGUGAUUUAGGAAUAAUUUUUAAUAAUUUUAAUUCUUUAUAUACAUUAAAUAAUAAGAUAAGAAAAUUUAAUAGAUUGUUUAGUAAAAAAAAUGUAAUAAAUCUAUACAACAAUAUAUUAGAAUUAUGUAUAUGUAGUGCAACAAAUAGAGAAAAAAAUAUAUAUUCAAAAAUAAUAGAAAAUAUAUUUAUUACAAAAAUUAAUGAAAAUCUUUCUUUUCAUAAAAUAAUUAGAAAGCUUUUAUAUUUUUAUUUUUAUAAUUUAAUUUGUACUUUUUUCAAAAUAUUUAAAUUAUAUUAUAGCAAAAAUCAGAAAAAUGAACUUAAAAAAGGAAAACAAAAUCUCAAUUUGCAUAAUAAUGAAAUACUAGCACAAUAUGAAUAUAAUUUUUUUUCUUCUUUUAAUAGAAAAAUUACAAGAAUUACAUAUAUAGAUAUACUUAUAUACUUAUAUAGUAUUAUAACCUUAAUAGAUAGAAAGGAUAAAGUAAAAAAUAAAAAAAUCUACAUAAUUCCAUAUAAUAUUAUAAAUGACAUAAAUUAUUUAAGAAUUUUAUACAUAUAUAUUUUUCUUAAUUUUAUCAAAUUUAAUUAUAUAAAAAAUAUUUUUUUAUAUAAUAAUGUAAUAUAUAACUAUAAUUUUAUAUAUAAUAUAAGUGAUAAAUGUAUAUAUGAUAGAAAGAGAAAAAUAUAUUUGAAUAGUAUAAAAAAUAAUUAUAAUUCAAGUAAACAAAGAAAUAAAGAACACAAUGAGAAGAAGAAAAUUACGAAGAAAAUAAAAAGUAAACUCAAUAUAAGAACUCUGAAAAUCAAAAAGAAAAAUAAUAAAAAAAUUAACAUAAGAAAAAAAUAUAAUAAUAUCACAUAUAAUGUAAGGAAUCAUUAUUCAGUACCAUUUAAAUUUAAAGUUGUAAAAAAUAGAACUAAUAAGAUAAAUGAGGAAGAAAGUAAAAAAUACGAUAAUUAUGAUGUCUAUAAUAAAAAUAAUAUAGUUGAUAAGGACAAAGCGAGUAUGAUACGAACAAAUCACAAAAAGAACAAAAAAAAAAAUAUCAAUAAUAUCAACAAUAUACACACAUGUAUUUUCAAAAAUAAAACAAGAAAUGAGUUACUACAUAUUAAUAAUUUUUAUAAAAAGUAUUGCUCAUAUUUAUGCGAGAAUUUCUUUAAUUAUAAAUAUUUAUUUAAUAAAAAUAUAGAAUGUUAUAAAGAAGAUAAAAAAAAAUAUGAUACAAAUAUAAAGAUUAAUGAAAUGCGAAAAAAUUUAAGAUUUACACCAAAAAAUGAGCAUUUGUAUAACAAAAAUUUUUUUACUUUAUUAAAAAAUAAUAAAAGUAUACAAAUUUUUAUUAGAAAAAAAAAUUAUAUGAAUAAUUCUGACUACAUGCUUAAAUCACGUAUAAAUGACAAGAUAAUAGAUAUUAAUCAUAAAAAAUACUUAAAAAAUAAUUCAAAAAGUAAAAGUGGAACUUGUAUGUAUAUCAUUAACAAAAAAAAAAACAAUAAUUUAAUCAGUUUAUCUACAAAAUGCAACACUCGUAAAAGAAACUUCGUUAAUUUUAAUUCUAAGAAUCAUAAUUUUCAAUAUAAUUUAUAUAAAAAUAAGAAUAUAUAUAAUGAAAAUGAUAGGAAAAAAAAAAAUUAUAAAAUAUCUAUAAACUGUAAUAAAAAUUUUAAUACCAUUUUUAUAUUAAAUAAUUCUAGAAAAUAUAAAAAAAAUAGUUGCCUGUCUAAAAAUAAGAUAUCCAUCCCUUCGAAAAACAUCAAUUCCUUUUAUUUAAAUAAGAAUAGUUUAAUUUUUAAUAAUUAUUUUCUUAGAAAUUCUAAAAAAUAUAAUGAAAUUAAGAGAAUUAUAGAUAUAAAUAAACGAAAGCAUAUUAACGAACAAGUAGUAGAAAUAAACAGUAAAAUACAUUUAGAUAAAACUCCUAUUUUAAAUAAAAUAUCAGAAAAUUAUUUUCCAAAUUACAAGACAUAUUUAAGAAAACAAGAUCCUUUAAGAUUAUUCAUUAUAAAAAAUUAUAAAGGAGAUCAAUAUACAUUUUUUAAUUCUAAAUAUGGUUGUCCAAAAAAUAUAACUAAUGAUACAAUGUGUGAAAUAAUUAAUGAGAAGAAUGAGACACAUGAUGACUAUUUAAAAAAUAACAUUUAUCUGUUGAAAAAACAUUACUCUCAUUCAGACAUUUUACAUAAAUAUAAUUUACAUCCUAAAAUAAAAUAUUCAAACAAUGCAAGUAUAAAUAAAUUAUUUUUAGAUAAAGAUUGUAAUCAUUCUUAUGUUAUAUCAAAAAACAUUAACAAUAUUCAUGAGAAAACUAAAAUUUUAGAUAAUUCUCAUAACUUAUCAAAAUUAAUUUUAAAUAAUGAAUACUCAUUAAGUAAUGAAAAUUUCUACCUUAAAAAUAAUGGUAUCAAAAAAAAAUCAUUAAAAUUCAAGUUAAAAGAAGAAUGGUUAAAUAAUAUAUAUCCAGAUGCCUAUAUUAGUAACAAAGAUUGCAAUUAUAAUAUUGAUUAUAUUAUAAAUAAAAAAAACAAAAGUUUAAUUAAAAAAAAAGAAAUAGAUGUUUUUUCAUAUAUUAAUAAUUUUAGUGUUGUAAAUAACAGUAGAGAAAAACAUUAUUUAAAAAAAAAACUAAAUUUUUAUAUUAAUUUGAAAAAUAAAUAUAGAUAUUUAAUGAAAAGAAAAAUAUAUAAUAAUUCUCAAGAUAAAAAGAUAGAUUAUCAUGAAUAUUACAUUAAGUAUUUAGAAGACAAUUUUAAAAAUAUAAGGAAUAUUCAUAAUAAGCAUUGUUACUUUGAAAACAUUUAUAAAAGUUAUAACUUCACUCAAAAUAAUAAAAGUAAUUAUAUAAAAAUUAACACAUAUCAUAAUCAGAAUAAUUCAAUUCAUGCUUUCGUGAAUAAAAACACAAAUAAUAAUUAUAAAACCAAUAAAAAUUUUUCUUACUAUAAAAUGAUCAGUUUAAAAUAUAAAAAUAAAGUUAAAAAUUUAUACGAAAAAAACAAAGAGUUCUAUAAGCUACUUAAUGAAAAAACCACUAUAUAUAAUAUGAAUAAAAGUAAUAUAAAUCAUGAAUAUAAUAAUCCUUUUGGAGUUUUAAAUAGGGAUAAAAAUUAUUUAGAUAAUAUAACACAUGCACAUAGUCAUAAAUUUAAAUAUUUAGAUAAAAAUAAUAUAUAUCAUUUAUGUAAUUCCUCAAAUAAAAAUAAAAAACAUUUAUCUGUUAAUAUAUAUAGUAAAAAUGCCAACGAAAAAAUUAAUAUUAACAAUUACAAUGAUUUAUGUGAAACUAAUACUACCAUAUUAAAUAUAUUAAAACCUUUAAAUAUUGUAGAUUAUAAAAAUUACAUAUAUAAUAUUAAAAAUAAUACUAAGAACAAACUUCACACGACAAAUAGCAAAAUAUGCAAUAUAAAUAGUAGUAAAAAUAUGAAAAUAUAUAACGAAAGUUAUUUAAAUAAAAAUAACAAUUUAUUAUACGAAGUUACAAAUAUAAAAAAUAUUGACACAAAUGAAAUGUGUUCUGUUAAAAAAUAUAUGAAGAAGUUUAAUAUAGUGGAAAAUUUUGAUUUUAAAAAUGGAAAAAUAAAUGAAAAAUGUGAUUUAAUAAGUUAUAUUAACAAAAGUAAUAAUGUAAAUAGUAAUAUUUCAAAUAAUGUAAAUAUAAAUUGUUAUAGUAAUAAUAAUAAUUUUUGUUGUAUUAAAACUAGUAAUUAUCAAAAUAAUAAUAACAGUAAUCAUACUAUAAAUAGUAAUCGUAGUGAUAAUAAUAGUAAUAUUAUAAAUAAAUAUAACAUUGAUCAUAGUAAUAAUGAUAAAAACAAUAAAAACAGCAACAAUAAUAGUAAUAAUAAUAACAGUAACAAUAACAGUAAUAAUAAUAAUAAUCAUAAUAACAGUAACAAUAACAGUAAUAAUAAUAAUAAUUAUAAUAAUAAUCAUAAUAAUAAUAAUAAUAAUUAUAAUAAUAAUCAUAAUAAUAAUAAUAAUAAUAAUGAUGAUGAUGAUGAUGAUAAUGAUGAAAACAAAAAUAAGUAUAAUAAUAAUAAUAAUAAUAAUAAUGAUGAUGAUGAUGAUGAUGAUGAUAAUGAUAAUGAUGAAAACAAAAGUAAGUAUAAUAAUAAUAAUGAAAACAAAAAUGAAUAUAAUAAUAAUGAUAAUAGCGACUGUAGUAAUAACAAAACUAAAAAAAAAAAAAUAAAAGUAAAUAAUAUUUGUAGUAGUAGUAUGCAUAAAAAUAUGAAAGAAAAUUAUUUUAAUAAUUACAAGAAUAACAAUUACAAAAAAAAAACAAAUAUAGAUAUAAUGAAUUGUAACAUAAAUACAAAUGAAGAAAAAAAAACAGAUCUUAAUAAAAAUGAUAAUGGCAUAGAUAAAAAUUAUAUUGAUUUUAAAAAAGACAAAAAUAUAAAAAAUUUAAGAGAACCAUACUAUGAAAGUAUGAUGCAUAAUUGUAACGCAUUAAAAAGAUAUUUAAAUUAUUUAAAAAAUUUAGAUUAUGAUAUAAAAUUUGGAAAUGUAUAUGUAAAAUUAAAAAAAAAAUUAAGUUCACAAAAUAAAUGCCAAUUCGAAGUAUAUGAAGCCGAAAUAGUUGCGAUUGACAAUAUUUGUAAUUUUUUUUAUCCUCAUAUUCAUAAUUUUGAAAAUUUUUAUAAUUUAUUAAAAAAAAGUAUAAACAAUUAUGAUUUUCAUAAAAUAAGUAUGAAUAAUUAUGAUUACCUAUUACAUAAUGAUAUUAAUGAGAAUAAUAUAAAUGAUUUUAUGAAAAAUAGCCAAGAUUUUAAUCUGAUUAUAAGUGAUUUAAUUAAUACUAUUUUUUGCUCAAAUUAUAAUUUUAAAUGCGAUUCAAAAUUUUUUAUAGAUAAUACAGAAAAAGACGGUUUUUCUUAUACUUCAUUUUUAGAAAAUUACUUAACAAAAUCAUUAAAUAAAGAAUAUACAUGCCCAAUAGAUAAUGAAAUUACAAAAAAUUUUGACAAAAAUAAAAUAAAAAAUAUCAAUGAUAAUUUAAAUUUAAGAAAAAAAAAAAAUUGUAUAAUAAGUGCACUGAAUAAUAAAAAUAUUAAAAAUGAUAUUAAGGACAUAUUUCCUUUUAAAAUAGUAAAUAUGAAAAAGAAUAAUAUAAUUGACAUUAAUAAUGAAGAUGCUAAUUCUAUUCAAAAAGAGAAAAUUAUAAAUACUGAUAACUUUUAUAAUUCAUAUAUUUUUUAUAACAAUGUAAAAAAAAAUAAAAAUAAUUUAAAUUCUAAUUUUUCUAAUAAUAAAAACACUUGUAAAAGCUGUUCAAUUAUAAAAAAUGAGAAGGAGAUUAUUAAUGGUUAUGAAAAUAGCUAUUCUGCAAAUUACUUAAAAAUGAAUAGUAGAAAUAUAAAUAGUAAUAUAUAUAACAGCACAAAUAAUGCAAAUACAAAUGUAAAUAAUAAUGAUUCCUAUUUUAAUAUAAGUGAUAAAAAUGCCUUGUCAUUAGAUAAUUCAUUAUUUAAUAAACAACUUAUUAUUAGAUAUUUAAUUGAAGUAAUAAAAAAAAUUAAUUUUCUGAAAAAUUUUGGUUAUGAAUCAUUAUAUGAUAUUUUAAAAGAGAAAUAUAUAAAAUUUUUGUUAGAAAAAGAUAAUGUUGAAUCCAAUACAUUAUUUAAUAUAAUUAAGCAUAUAAUAAGAUACAAUUAUAUAAAUGAUGUUAUAAAUAAUCCAUUUACGAUAUACCAGAAUUCUAUUAGAAAUAUACCUAGUAAUAAAUUCGCUAUUAAAAUAUUAAAUAUUGACUCGUGCAAUAUAUUUAAAUUAAAAUAUAAAAUACAUAGCUUACUAUCAGAAGGGAAACAACUUAAAAGUGUAAAUACUGAAAUUAUGAAUUAUCUAGAAAAAAAAAAUUUGCUAAAAGAAAAAUUAAUAAAUUCAAAUAAAAAUAAUGAAAUAAUUUUUAAUGACAAUUUUAAAUAUGAUAAUUAUAGUUUAAAGUCAAAUAAACAUUUGAAUUUAUCAUUUAAUUCAUAUCCAGUUUACUAUCAAAAGUUAUGUAACGAAAGAAAUGUAAUAAAUAAUGCUACAGAUAAUAAUUCUAAAGUUAUGAAUGUGAAUUUCAAUAUAGAUAAUAAAAUAAAUGACUGGAAAAAUAAUAAUAAAAAUAAUAUCAUUAUUAAAAACAAAAAUAAUGUUAUUAAUAAUAAUUACAUUGAAAACGAUAGUAAUAUUGUAGAUAACAAAAAUAUUAAUAAUAAAAAUUCUAUUAAUAGUAAUAGUAAUGUUAUGAAUAUUAAUAAUAGUCACAUUGAUGAUAAUAAUAAAUUAUUUUAUCCAGAUAUUUCUGAAAAAUCUUCUAAUGCAAUUGAUAACAGUAAAUUCCCUUUUAUCUGCAAGCAAUGCUUAAAUAUUUUUUAUGAUAAAGAUAUUAUCUUACUAUAUAAAUUAAACAAAAAUUCAGAUAUAUCUAUUUUAAGUAAUGAUUUUGAAAUAAAUGACAAAAAUUUUCUUUUCAACGAUAAUAUUAAAAAGAAUACUGAUCACAUUGAAAAUUUUAAUUAUGAAAAUAAUAUAAGGAAUGCAAAGGUUGAUGAUCAAAUAAAAGCAAAUGGUGAUAUACUUGAAAUUAAUAAUAAAAAGAAAAAUAAAAAAGUAAAUAAUGAAAAUGUGACAAAAAAAAAAAUCAUUAACGAAAAUAUAAAUUUAAGAAAAAAAAUACGAAAUGAGAAAAUAAAAAUAAAACAAAAAAGGAAUAAAAAUCAGACAAAAAAAAUAAAGAAUAAAAAGGAUAAUGAGAAAUGUUCCAAUAAAAAGGAAACGAAAUUAAUAAUUAAAAAUAUUAACAAAAAAAAGAAAAGGAUAUUAAGUGUGAAAAAAAAAAAAUAUAUAAAAAAUAAUGUUAAAAAAAAUUAUAAAGAGUGUAUAAAUGAAAAAGAAAACAUAAAAAUUAAUUAUGUCUCUAUGAAUUCUCAUUCAGGUCAAUUCAUACCAUAUAAACUGGAAUCAUAUAAAACAUUACCGUAUAACUUAAUUCCAUAUAAACAUAUUUCAUGUAGUUGCAUGUCAAAAAAUCAUCAGUCAUGCGAAUAUUUAAUUAAUAAUUAUAUUUCUUGUAAUUCGUUUAAUUUUUUUAUAAACAACUUGAAAAAUAUAAAAUUUAAUUUAUGCAAAAAAUGUCAAGUAGAAAAAGAGAAAUGCGAAAAUUAUUUAACAAAAGAGAUAAAAAAAAAAUAUUCAAAUUCAAUUCCUAAAUAUUUAUGGUCUUCUAUUGGAGUAACAAAGAAUAAUGAAGAUGUUUUAGGUGUAGCCAUGCAAAUGAUUGAUGGAUGUACUUUAACUUAUAUUAUUCAAAAAUUAAAAGGAACAGAUAAUGUGAAUUAUGGAUUGUUUUUAUUAGAUAUUUGCAAAAAAUUAGUUAAGCAUUUAAUGAUAAUAUGUGAAUCAAUUGAUAACCCUAUUAUUAAUUGGGAUACAAAACCAGGUAAUAUUAUGAUUGAAUAUGAAAUGAUAAAUUCCAAAAUUUCUUGCAAAAAUGUUACUAUCAUAGAUAUAGGAGAUGCAUUACCAGGUAGAAGUUUUUUUUUUCCAACCAAUCCAUCAUAUUAUGAAAAAAUAAAAAUUAAUAAUGUUCAAAAAAAUUUUAAUAAUUUUUUGUAUUACGUAAUUUGUACCAAAGGAUAUUGCUCUCCUGAAUGUGCUCUCUUAGUUUUUUUAUUAUCAUCAUUAAAUAAAUCAGACCAAUUCAGAAAAACAUGGUAUGGGUCUGACUCAGAUAUUUAUCAUAUAAAUAAAACUAAACAAUUAAGAAUCAAAUAUAGAUGGAAAAAGUUAUUAGAACUUUGUUUUAUUCAAGCUAUUGUUAAAAAAAAAGAAUAUUCUACUAACGAGAAGUCAUUACAUCCAAUUUAUCAAAAAAGUAGUUGCAUAAAAAGUGGAGAUAAUAACACUUCUUCUAUCAUUACCCAAAACAAUGAUAGUAAAAUAAACAAUUCGCUAAAAAAAAAUGUUUGUCCAUAUUUAUUUUACAAGAAUGCGAGUAAUUAUUGGGGUGAUUAUAAUAAUAUGGAUUAUUAUCAAAAUCAUUAUAAUAAUAUGAGUAAUUAUAAAAAAAACUGUGACAGUGAUAAUGUGAAUAAAUAUAAAAACAAUUAUAAUAAUAUGAAUAAUUAUAAGAAAAAUUUUGAUAAUAAUAUGAGUCCUCUUAAAGAUGACUGUAACAACGUUUUAAAAGAAAACUCAAAAAAUAUCAAUGAUAAUUGUGAAUUUAAAGAAGGAUACAUUUUUAAGGAAACAAAUAAAAUUUUAAACUCAAAUUUAAUUCAAGAUGAAAGAUUAAAAAAAAAACAAAAAAAUGAUGACUUAGAUGACAUCUUAAAAGAUUAUUAUUUAAACAAAGUAUGUACACAUGAUAUAAACGAUGAUAAUUCAAUAGAGCAUUACUCUGAUAAUGAAGAAAUAAAAGAAUAUUUAUAUAAGAAAGAGAAAGAAAAAAAUGAAACAGAAAGCAAAUUAAAUGAUUCAGAAAAAAAGAAGAAAAAAAAAAAAGAAUGUGAAAAUUUAAAAUCACCUAAUAUUGAUACGUGGAUAAUUAAAUUUACAACAAAAACAACAAUUUUUAGUGUUGGUUUAGUACUUUGUCAAUUAUUCGGAGGACAAAAUUUAUUAAAUAUCGUUAAUAAAAAUGAAGUAAAAGUAGUUGAUAUAUUGUGUGAAUGGAAUUGCAAAAAUAGUACUAAUAUAUAUUCAGGAGAAAAAAAUAUUACUAUUAAAGAUCUACUACCAACUAAAGGAAUUUUUUCUAAUAAUAUAUGGAAACAUAAAAUUAAGAAAAUAAUUAAAAAAUGUUUACAAUUUAUCCCAUCUCGAAGAUGCACAUUUAAAGAAUUAUAUAUAGAUUUAAAAAAUUUAAAAAAUGAAUUUGAAGAAUAUUAUAAUUUAAAUGACUCUUCAACUAUUACUUCAUGA
Plasmodium gallinaceum is the source of this 11277-nucleotide messenger RNA. Its product is annotated as conserved Plasmodium membrane protein, unknown function. The coding region runs from base 1 to 11277 and encodes 3758 amino acids. NCBI's taxonomy places the organism in Eukaryota, Apicomplexa, Aconoidasida, Haemosporida, Plasmodiidae. The record is from RefSeq and is a predicted model, not a curated record. The transcript has a single exon.